CAAAAUGGAUGACGGCGAUGGUGAUGAGCUUAGUGCUUGUUUGUGUCAGAUCUGUUCUGGCGCAAAUGCGCUACUCUGUUCCGGAGGAGAUGAGGAAAGGCUCGCUGAUUGGGAAUAUCGCGCAUGAUCUCGGUUUGGAUGCAGAGAGGCUCCGGUCAGGGCGAGCUCGGAUUGUGACCGGAGAUGGUGUGCAGUACGCCGAGCUGAAUUCAAACAAAGGGAUUUUGGUUGUGAAAGAGAGAAUAGACCGCGAAGAGCUGUGUGGCGACACUACUCCUUGCAGUUUCAGCUUUGAAAUCAUUCUCGAAAAUCCGGUGGAAUUGCAUCAGGUUACAGUUGAAAUUCUGGAUGUCAACGAUCACUUUCCGACAUUUCAAAAGGAUAGAAUUGCCCUGGAGAUAAGCGAGUCUGCCACGCCAGGGGCUCGCUUUCUCCUCGGCAGCGCAGAGGACCCUGACGUCGGGGUAAAUGCGUUACAAAAUUAUAUUCUAACUGAAAACAAUAACUUUGUAUUAAAACAGCAUGCUCGACCAGAUGGAAUCAAAUAUGCAGAGAUGGUGCUGCAGAAACCAUUAGACAGAGAGCUGCAUCCACAGCUGUCCUUAACGCUUACAGCAGUGGAUGGGGGAGACCCUCCCAGAUCCGGCACUGUUAAUAUUAAAGUCACUGUGCUCGAUGUCAACGACAAUGCACCUGUGUUUAACCAGUCAGUGUACAGAGCAACAGUAGUUGAAAAUGCGAAGCGUGGGACGUACAUAACCACCGUUAAUGCAAGUGACGCAGAUAGUGAUGCAAAUGGGUUGAUUAAUUAUAGCUUUGCAAAUCUUAAAGGCAAUAUCGCUGCAAUGUUUUCAAUCGAUGAGACUACUGGCGCGAUCUCCGUUAUAGGAGACCUCGACUAUGAAAAAGUGAAGAAGUAUGAAAUAGGCAUAGAAGCGAAAGAUCAAGGGGGUUUAGGAGACUCUAGUAAAGUAAUAGUUGAGCUCAUCGAUGUAAAUGACAACACACCUGUCAUCAGCGUUAUGUCAUUUACCUCGCCUGUGUCAGAAGACGCACCAGUUGGCGCAACUAUAGCAAUACUCAACGUCAAAGACAUCGAUUCUGGGCAGAAUGGAAAUGUUGACUUAAAACUAGAUCAGAGUUCUAUUUUAAAAAUAAAGUCAUCUCUAACUAAUUAUUACACACUUGUCACUGAUGCUAUUUUAGAUCGCGAACGCCUAGCAGAAUACAACCUCACAAUCACGGCAACAGAUUUAGGCUCUCCUCCACUCUCCAGUCAGAAAACAUUAACUCUAAAAGUUUCUGACGUUAACGACAACGCGCCACAAUUCCAAGAGAGCACAAGCGAAGCUUUUGUGUUAGAAAACAAUCAACCAGGCGUCUCCAUCUUUACAGUCAGUGCUAGAGAUAGGGACUGGAACCAAAAUUCCCGCAUCUCCUACAUUUUAGAUGACACUCAAUGGGGUGGAAGCCCGGUGUCUUCCUAUAUUUCUAUCAAUGCAGAGAGUGGAGUUAUUCAUGCAGUGAGGUCUUUUGACUAUGAGCAGAUGAAAAAGAUUAAAGUUUGUAUUAAAGCCCAAGAUGGAGGGUCUCCUCCCCUUAGCAGCAACAUGACACUGGAUAUUAUUGUACAGGAUCAGAAUGAUAACUCACCUCAAAUACUAUAUCCAGUACAGACCAGUAGCUCUAUGGUAGCUGAGAUUGUGCCUCGAUCAGCUGAUAUUGGCUAUCUGGUCACUAAAGUGGUGGCUGUAGAUGUGGACUCUGGACAGAAUGCCUGGCUCUCAUAUAAACUACAGAAAGCUGCAGACAGGCCGCUGUUUGAAGUGGGCGCACAGAAUGGAGAGAUCAGAACUGUGCGCCAGGUGACUGAUAAAGAUGCUGUGAAACAGAAACUCACUGUUAUAGUGGAGGACAACGGACAGCCCUCUCGCUCUGCUACAGUCACUGUGAACGUGGCAGUGGCCGACAGCUUCCCUGAAGUGCUCUCAGAGUUCACAGACUUUACACGUGAGAGGGAACACAGUCCUGACCUGACAUUUUACUUAGUCCUGGCGCUGGCUGUGGUGUCCUUCCUCUUCAUUCUGUGUCUCGUCACCAUCAUCUCAGUAAAGAUCUACAGGUGGAGACAAGCACGGCUGUAUCACAGCAACCUACCCAUCAUCCCCUACUACCCAGACGUCAGCAGGACAGGGACUUUGCAACCCCCCAUGUACAACUACGAGGUGUGCAUGACCACAGACUCUAGGAAAAGUGACAUGAAGUACGUCAGACCCGGCUGCCAGAGCGUCAUUAGCCUGGACAGUGGAGGGACACUCACUCUGCCUCUGCCACAGAGAGAUAAGGCCAUGUUUGACACCGAUGACACCCAGGUGAGCACCAUCAGACAUGUGCAUGAGUAA
This is a messenger RNA of Engraulis encrasicolus (European anchovy), 2402 nucleotides long. RefSeq names its product protocadherin gamma-A11-like. Gene Ontology annotation, cellular component: plasma membrane. Gene Ontology annotation, biological process: homophilic cell-cell adhesion. The transcript is spliced from 2 exons. Gene Ontology annotation, molecular function: calcium ion binding. Lineage: Eukaryota; Metazoa; Chordata; Actinopteri; Clupeiformes; Engraulidae. The record is from RefSeq and is a predicted model, not a curated record. Bases 9 to 2402 code for a protein of 797 amino acids.